Molecule: messenger RNA, 1773 nt
Organism: Saccharomyces cerevisiae S288C
Lineage: Eukaryota; Fungi; Ascomycota; Saccharomycetes; Saccharomycetales; Saccharomycetaceae
Gene: CEF1
Product: Cef1p
Exons: 1
Coding region: 1-1773 (590 amino acids)
Biological process (GO): mRNA splicing, via spliceosome
Cellular component (GO): cytoplasm; nucleus; Prp19 complex
Source: RefSeq, marked reviewed
AUGCCCCCCGUACCAAUAUACGUGAAAGGCGGUGUAUGGACCAAUGUGGAGGAUCAGAUUCUUAAAGCGGCUGUACAAAAAUACGGAACUCAUCAGUGGAGCAAAGUAGCAUCCCUUUUGCAGAAAAAGACUGCCAGGCAGAGUGAAUUAAGGUGGAAUGAAUAUUUAAAUCCAAAGUUGAAUUUUACAGAGUUCUCGAAGGAGGAGGAUGCCCAACUUCUAGAUCUUGCAAGAGAGCUGCCUAAUCAGUGGAGGACCAUAGCUGAUAUGAUGGCCAGGCCUGCACAGGUCUGCGUCGAAAGAUAUAAUAGGCUAUUAGAAAGUGAAGACAGUGGAGGGGCUGCGUUAAGUACAGGAGUUACUGACUUGAAAGCCGGGGAUAUUAAUCCUAACGCUGAAACUCAAAUGGCUAGACCAGAUAAUGGUGAUUUGGAAGAUGAGGAAAAGGAAAUGCUUGCUGAAGCUAGGGCUCGUCUGUUAAAUACCCAAGGUAAGAAGGCUACAAGAAAGAUUAGAGAGCGGAUGCUCGAAGAAUCAAAACGCAUUGCUGAACUACAAAAGAGGCGUGAGCUAAAGCAAGCAGGAAUUAAUGUUGCCAUUAAGAAACCGAAAAAAAAAUACGGCACCGACAUUGAUUACAAUGAAGAUAUAGUAUAUGAACAAGCUCCCAUGCCAGGUAUAUAUGACACGUCCACUGAAGACCGCCAGAUAAAAAAGAAGUUUGAGCAGUUUGAGAGAAAAGUCAACAGAAAAGGUUUGGAUGGUAAUAAGGAUAAGCCAAGUAAAAAAAAUAAGGACAAAAAAAGAAAACACGAUGAGAACGAACACGUUGAGAAAGCAGCACUGGGUGAAUCUACUACAUUGACGGAUGAGUAUAAAAAACCAAAACUUAUACUAUCUGCACCAGGAACGAAACAGGGAAAAGUCACCUAUAAAAAAAAGCUAGAAAGCAAAAGACAAAAACUAAUCGAGGCACAAGCAACUGGCACUGUGUUGACACCAAAAGAACUACUACCCCACGACUCCGGCCAAGAAGAUAAUGAACGCAGUAAUAUAAAGAGUGGUAAACAGCUAAAAUCACGCAUACGAAAAUUUUUAGUGCAAAUGUUCGCAUCUUUGCCUAGUCCCAAGAACGAUUUCGAAAUUGUAUUAAGUGAAGACGAGAAAGAAGAAGAUGCAGAGAUAGCGGAAUACGAGAAAGAAUUUGAAAAUGAAAGAGCGAUGAAUGAAGAGGACAACUUCAUAGAACCACCAUCUCAAAAUGAUGCGCCACGCGUCUCAUUAGUAGCCGUUCCAUUAGCUUACUCAACGCUACCCAUACCAGAAUUCAAAAACAAUCCGCAGUCCGCGAUUGACAAUAAGUACAACUUGCUAGUCGCGAACGCCAUAAACAAAGAACCUCACAUGGUACCAGAAGAUACGGUAGAUUUUCUCAAAGAGGUGGAGUCGCGUAUGCAGCAUAUAACCCAAGGGCGCACUUCCAUGAAAAUACAAUUCAAAACAGCAAUGCCCCCAACUGAGGUUCUUCUGGAAUCGAUCCAAUCAAAAGUGGAGUCUAUUGAACAGUUACAGCGUAAACUACAACAUGUGCAACCACUGGAACAACAGAAUAACGAGAUGUGCAGUACCCUCUGCCAUCACAGCCUGCCCGCUUUGAUUGAAGGGCAACGCAAGUACUACGCUGAUUACUACGCCUACCGACAAGAGAUACGAUCGCUUGAGGGUCGUAGAAAGCGUCUUCAAGCCAUGCUAAAUUCUUCUUCUUCCAUAUAG